This is a messenger RNA of Carassius carassius (crucian carp), 4462 nucleotides long. RefSeq names its product zinc finger protein 521-like. The coding region runs from base 220 to 4023 and encodes 1267 amino acids. Gene Ontology annotation, molecular function: DNA-binding transcription factor activity; RNA polymerase II cis-regulatory region sequence-specific DNA binding. Lineage: Eukaryota; Metazoa; Chordata; Actinopteri; Cypriniformes; Cyprinidae. The transcript has 2 exons. Gene Ontology annotation, biological process: regulation of transcription by RNA polymerase II. The record is from RefSeq and is a predicted model, not a curated record.
GAUACUGCCCUCUGUAGUGAACGGCGGGAAUUACACGUCUCUACAGAAACUGGGUGCAAAAUACAUACCGCCUUUCGGGUUGAAAAUAAAUAACUUCUUUCAUUAAAAUCAUGCAAGUUUGCAAAUCGUACUUUCCCAAGGAGAUACUAAACAAUAACAAAAACGUUGGUUACGCUUCUUAAAUGUAAUAUUGGCAGAGGAAUCAUCUGGUGCCUAAAAAUGCUUGGGUUUCAAGAAACAAGAUCUACUGGAAGUCCUAAAACAUACAGUUGUGUGGCAUGCUCAGCUACUUUUCAUAAUUUGGCAUCACUCCUGGUGCACCAAGCGUCUCAUGCAAGUGAUAUCUCUCAACAGCCAGAAUCAGCAUUACCUACUUGUGUCAGCUGUGGAAGCUUAUUUACGAGCCAAGAUCUCCUUGAAAAACACCACUGUGCAAUGUUGCCCACUCCAGCAUCUCCAGUCCACACCUACAUAUGUGAUUGUGGCGAGGAGUUUAGUGAUCUUACAGCUCUUGAAGACCACAAAAAGCAACAUGGGUCAGAAGACAAGGUCAAAUCAGAUUUGGAGAGUAUUCCAGUUGUGCCAGAUAACAAAACAGACUCCAGCCAUCCUAUCUCAGACCAAGUUUUUCACAGUCUUUCAACAUCCCAUUCCCAUGAAAAACCCCUUGCACAAAAUCCACCUACUACUUCAGACACUGAAAUCAAGGUGAACAAAUCCAGCAAAUCUGCAGACAUGGAGGGCAACAAAUCUGCAGACAUGAAAAACAAUGAAUCUGCAGACAUGGGCGGCAAUGAAUCUGCAUAUAUGGACAGCUGCGAAUCUGCAGACAUGAAAAGCAACGAAUCUGCAGAUAUGGAUGGCAACGAAUCUGCAGAUAUGAAUGGCAACGAAUCUGCAGACAUAGACAGCAACAUCUUGAAGCCAUCUGAAUCCCACAGUGUGACCGAAGAGCAAGUGCAGUUACCUGAGCAAGACAAUGAUGCUUUAACAUCCUCCAACGUGGUAAACCACUCUGUGCAAGACAAUGAGAAAUCACCAGAAUCUAGUGAAGAUUCAGCUGCAUUUAAUAAGAAAUCAAUCCUGAAGAUGCUAGCAUCUGCUUACAUGAGUCAUAGACAACCUGUCCAAAUGAAACAGAGGAACUUGCCCCCCAGAAAAGCUUCACCAAGAGCACCAAUGCAACCUGCGAUCAUCAUGACAAUACCAAAACCCAAGCCACUGGAGAAUCAAUCAAAGAUAAAAAAAGACAACACCAUGGUCGGAGUGAAAACUGCAAAGAUGUUGCCUAAGAAGAGCAAGAUUAUAUCUGUGACACAAACUCUCUGUCCUGUGGUGGUUCUUGAAACUCGCCAAAAACUUGUUGGCCGGGACAAUGUGGAAGGCAGACAUCAGUGCAGACUCUGCCGUAGGGUUUUCCAAGACGUAGACACCUUGAUAAUGCAUCAUGCCCUGCAUAAAAAAGAACGAGUUAAAUUUUGUCUUUGUUGUCAACAAUUUGUGAUAACCAUAAUCUCCGUCCCAGAAAGCCAUGUCUGCUAUGAUGGAUUUUCUAGAAACCAUCAACCUUUGAUGGGAAAUAUGUCUCUGAAACCAAUCAGCCCUACAGAUCAACAGGCAGAAAAAAUGUUCUACUGUUCUUUAUGCAAGCGUGGCUACACACGCAUACGCAGCCUCAAAAAGCACAACUGUCCAUGUAAAACUUCUCUGAAAUCCCCGACCACUGUAGGCACCAGCGGUAAUGUCAAUCUUCAAAAUUUGGAGGAGUGCAAUAGAGCUUUCCUAAACUCGAAAACAAAUCAAAUGUCAACACAGCAUAUAGAUAUUGGCGUAGGCACGGAGUCAGUAAAGAUUGAGGAACAGAACACAGAACUUCCUAUCGGCAAAAAAGAUCAGACUGGGCUGAAGAUGCAGCUGAAGGACCAGUUAAAUCCCCCCAAAACCCUUGAAUCUGUCGUUGCCAGUGUUUCUAAAGCCAAACCAACUGAAACAACUAAAAACUCAGUUGAAGUACCAGCCAACAUAGUGGAUGUAAAACAAGAGGAAAGUGAUAAAUUGGUUGAAAAGCAGUGGACCAUGCCUUUGGAUGAUGCUGAAAUUGAUGUACUAAUAGAUGUGGAUCAAAAGGACUCAGAUGAGGACGAUUUGACAGAUGUGGUAGGAGACGACUGCGAUGAAGCUGAGGAUGAUGUCAUUGUAGAGCCUCAUGAGGACAAGGAAAUGAAGUCAGCAGUACCUAGUAAUGGCUUUCAGGUGCAUGUGACUAACAAAGGCUUGAAGAGGUUUGUUUGCAACGGGUGCCAGAGAAGCUAUUCCCGCCUGUUUACUCUAAAGGAGCACUUGAGGAUUUGUGAGGCAAGAGAGUUAAAGCUGCCAAAUGUUACAUCAUCCAAUACAGCUGGGCCGAUUAAAAGGUUUCCAUGUCCUCAGUGUGGUAAGUUCUUUAGCCGCAAAGACAAUAUGAAUAUGCAUCAAAGGAAGUGCCAUCCUACAACAAACACUGAUUCAGUAGUAAGUAACAGAACCGUGGAGCCUAAAACACCUGUAGCUCAGGAAAACUUAUUCGUCCUGUCACCAUCUACAGAAAACCAAGCAGUCCGUCAAGAAAGCACUCCGAAUACUAGCAGUAACAGAAACUGGGGGAUCAUGUCACUUCCAUCUGUGCUCCCAAGAAGAGUGACGUGCGAAUGUGGAGCCUCGUUCACUUGUCCUCGACUUCUCUUCGAACACCUUCAACAGCAUGCGCAGGAGUCCUACAUUUGUCCACACUGUGGUGAGAACCUACAAUCGUGGAUGGAUUUCGAGGCACAUCAGCAGUUGCACCAAUCUCAGAGCUCUCCAAGUGAGCAAAGAGCUGCCCAGCAGCAACCUCAUUUAUUUUCCCAAGCGCAACCAUCCCGUGCUCUGACUCGGCCGCAACAGUCUCCAGGUUUUCCUGAGCAUAACAUAAAAGCCCAACUGCCUGGACUCUUGGCACCUCAACAUUUGAACAAUAGGCCAAUUCCUGAGGCUCUGACUUGCAAUAAAUGCAAAAAGAACUUCAGUCUCCGCAGAAACUUGUUAAGACACAUACGGUUGCGUUGUUCUGGCGAUACUGCAGUUCAGAAAAAUCACACCUGCUCUCGUUGUGGUACAACAUUCCAAAGCCCAUUGAUGCUUAAAAUUCACAUUCAAAGCAAUACAUGUAAACCUGCAUUUAAACCGAUUCGGUGCCCGGUGUGUGUACGUUGGUUCAGUUGUCUAGAUGGGCUCAAGAGACACCUGGUCUCACACAGCAGGCAGUCUGUCUUAACAUGUCAGAUUUGUGACCAGAACUGUCCAACCCCUCAGGCACUUGAGGAGCAUAAAAGAAACGUUCAUCGACUCAACAGCGGAAUGAGGCCAGCGGAAGAUGCAAAACAACAGCUGCAUCAAGCUGGUGCACAAACCAGUCCAUCUACUCCUACUCCUUUUCAAUGUCACAUUUGUCUUCGCUACUAUCCAAAGCUUCAGUCCCUGAAGGAUCACUUGAGGAAAGUUCAUCGGCCAAAACAACCGAAACAAACAAAUCGGAGUACCAUAGAACCAGUACGUUCUGGACCGUUUCAAUGUCAGAUAUGUGACCGCUCCUAUCCUAACAUUAAAUCUCUGAAAAACCACAGAAGAAGAGUGCAUCAUAUUGUGGGUGGUGUGUUUCUGCCAUCAAAGGGAACGGAGCAAAACAUCACUCCCAGUCAGUUUCAGUGUCACAUUUGCCCAUGCAGCUAUCCAGAUGAACAAUCCCUCCGAAACCACAGAAGGAGGGUCCAUCAAAUAGUGGAAGGUCAUGACCUGUCAAGGGGAAUCACUCAACACAUUCUAUACAAGUGUCAGAUUUGCCAGCGCAGCUAUCCUGAUGCAGUGUCCCUUAGAAAUCAUAGGAGGAGAGUUCAUCGCAUAUUAGGGCCAGUGCCUGAAACAACACCACCACCACCACCACCAACAACAACAACAAAUAAUGACACAGAAGAUGUUCUAGAGCAGAAACCAAUACCUUUCCUGUGAACGGUGUUUAUGCAUUCAUAAAAGGUGGAUCUGCUGCUUACGUUUAUUGCUGUAUAUGCAAAAAAAAACAUAAGGCAGCACCUGUUGAGUACAUUAUACCAUUUAGUAGAAGACAAAUAAUUUUGAAUAGUUAGUGUCAUAUCUGAUCAGUAGUGUAACCGUUUUUUUGUUGUUGUUGUUAAUACAUUGUUUAGCUUCCUCUGUAUUUCAUUGAUGUUGCCUUAAUUUAAUUCAUCUAUUAAAUACAGAUCCCCCCCCAAUACAAACAAAAAUUUUUGGCGAAUGCACUGUAUAAAUGUAAAAUAGAACAGUUGAUGGCUGUUUUUAAGGUAGCCAAUGUGUAUUAGUUUACUGUAAAUACAUUUUGAUGUAAACAUGUCCUACGUUGCAUCAAUAAACACAAUGGUGACAUCUUUCCAAGUCUCCAAUAAACCAAUAA